AAGAAGGUUUCGCUUUCUUCGCCGAGCUGUCUUUUUGGCGUUUUAAGAGACGUGCUUUGAGUCUGUAAGCUAGGGUCUGUGUUCAGAGCCCGGCCAUGUCGGAGGUAGUGCUGUUACUUCACCAAGAUGGACCCAGACCUGACACCGCUCUUCCACAUUCUACCCCCCAAACCGUUUUUACCAACCCCAAGCAUGGCUCGCCCCUGGUUGACAGUCUAAAAAUAAAAUCGAGCAGGGCCAACUGCGCUUCCAGACACUUGGCCUGCGUAGGUUUUCCUGCCAGAGGUCCCCAGGCAGGAGGAGAGGGGCACUGAGGAGCGCGUUCGAGGAGCAGCAGGUCCUCACAACAAGGAGUUCCACUUAUCCCCAGGUUGGACAUUGUCCUGUCAGAGGACACAUUCUCCAGGAUUAAGAGCUUCUGUAGGAAUCAGGAUGGCGACCAACUCCGAGGCCGCCAAGCCGGUCAUCAUGAAUGAAGAUGAACUGAAGAGGAAGCAGCGGGAGAAGCUGAAGAAGCUCCAGGCCACGGGGGGCAACCCAAGACCCGCAAGGUCCCUCUUUUUCUUCACUCUUGGAAACCCCUUCCGUAAGGCCUGCAUCAACAUUGUGGAGUGGAAAACCUUUGAGAUCAUCAUUUUACUGACCAUCUUUGCCAACUGUGUAGCUCUGGCCGUGUUUCUCCCCAUGCCUGAAGAAGACAGCAACAACACCAAUUUAAACUUGGAAAGUCUGGAGUACAUAUUCUUGAUCAUCUUCACCUUAGAGUGCUUCCUGAAGAUAGUGGCGUACGGGUUUGUGUUCCACGAAGGUGCUUAUUUACGAAAUUGCUGGAACAUAUUGGAUUUUGUCAUCGUCUUCAUGGGUCUGGUCACCUUCGCCUUGGACACCAUCAACAUGAUAUCAGGCGUUCCACUGGAGAAAGGAGGAGGCUUUGACAUGAAGGCACUGAGAGCCUUCAGGGUCCUGCGGCCCUUACGGCUGGUCUCUGGAGUCCCCAGCCUGCAGGUGGUGAUGAACUCCAUCCUCAAAGCCAUGCUUCCUCUACUGCACAUCGCCCUGCUGGUCUUCUUAUUGGUCACCAUCUAUGCCAUCAUGGGCCUGGAGCUCUUCAAGUGCAAAAUGCAUAAAACCUGCUACUACACGGGCACAAACAUCUACUCAACAGCAGAGGGGGCGAUGCCAGCGCCCUGUGCUCAGGCGGGCAAUGGACGUCGCUGCAUCAUUAAUGGCUCCGAGUGUCGACCUGGCUGGGAAGGUCCCAAUAAUGGCAUCACCCACUUUGAUAACAUCGGCUUCGCCAUGCUGACGGUCUAUCAGUGUAUCACCAUGGAAGGAUGGACCAAAGUUCUCUACUGGAUCAACGACGCCAUCGGGAAUGAAUGGCCGUGGGUCUACUUUGUUCCCCUAAUUCUUCUGGGCUCCUUCUUUGUCCUCAAUCUGGUUCUGGGCGUGCUCAGUGGAGAGUUUACCAAAGAACGAGAGAAGGCCAGGUCACGAGGAGAAUUCCAGAAGUUGAGGGAGCGUCAACAACUGGAUGAGGACCUCCACGGCUACAUGGAAUGGAUCACUCACGCUGAGGUCCUGGAUGCUGACAGAGAGGGCAAAGGUCUCCUACCUCUGACCAGUGGAGAUUCUGACACCGACAGCCUGUUCGAUGUGGAGGGCAAGAGUCGAGUGAUCUACUAUUAUCGCCUGGCCCGUCGCUGGAACCGAUUCUUCAGGAUGAAGUGUUUGGUUUAUGUGAAAACCAGAGCAUUUUACUGGCUGGUGAUGUUUCUGGUUCUCCUUAACACACUGACCAUCGCUACAGAGUACCACCAUCAGCCCCUUUGGCUCACAUCCCUUCAAGAUGUGGCAAGCCGCGUCCUCCUGGUGCUCUUUGUCAUCGAGAUGUUCGUGAAGAUGUACGCGCUGGGUCCCAGGGCGUAUUUUAUGUCGCUCUUCAACCGUUUUGACUUCUUCGUGGUGAUGUGCGGCAUCCUGGAGAUGAUCAUGCUGUCGGUGGGAGAGGUGACCCCUUUGGGUUUCUCUGUGCUCAGGUGUAUUCGCCUUCUGAGGAUCCUCAAAGUCACAAAGUAUUGGACCUCUCUGAGUAACCUUGUAGCCUCGCUCCUCAACUCUGUUCGCUCCAUCGCCUCCUUGCUCCUUCUCCUCUUCCUCUUUAUCGUCAUCUUCUCCCUGCUCGGCAUGCAGGUAUUUGGAGGCAAAUUCAACUUUCCCGACCACAGGCCCAGACGGAGCAACUUUGACAACUUCCCUCAGGCCCUCAUUAGCGUGUUCCAGAUCCUAACAGGGGAGGAAUGGACCGCCAUCAUGAACAACGGCAUUAUGGCCUACGGAGGACCGGUCUUCCCUGGCAUCCUGGUUGCGAUAUACUUCAUUGUCCUCUUCGUCUGCGGGAACUACAUUCUUCUCAAUGUCUUCUUGGCCAUCGCAGUCGACAACCUGGCAGAAGCGGAGAGUCUGACCUCCGCUCAGAAAGAGAAAGCGGAGGAGAAGAUGAGGAGAAAGCUGCUACGGUCCAAAAUGCCUGACAAGACAGACGAGGAGCGAGAGAGAAUCUCCAAGAAACUGGCGGAGCAGAGAGCCAAGAUGGAGGGCAUGCCCACCACAGCCAAGCUGAAAGUUGAUGAGUUUGAGUCCAACGUCAAUGAAGUGAAAGACCCCUUCCCCCCCGCAGACUUCCCAGGUGACGAUGAAGAGGAAGAGCCUGAAAUCCCCAUCAGCCCUCGGCCCCGACCCAUGGCCGACCUGCAGUUGAAGGAGGAAGCCGUCCCCUUGCCUGAAGCCAGCUCCUUUUUCAUCUUUGGCCCCCAGAACAAGUUCCGUAAGCUGUGCUACAAGAUCAUCAACGCCUCCUCCUUCACUAACCUCAUCCUGCUCUUCAUUCUGCUGUCCUCCAUCUCCCUGGCAGCGGAGGACCCCAUUGACCCCAAAUCAUACAGAAACCAGAUCUUAGCCUAUGCUGACAUUGUCUUCACCACCGUGUUCACCAUUGAGAUUGUACUCAAGGUAACUAAAGCUUAG
Doryrhamphus excisus (bluestripe pipefish) is the source of this 3027-nucleotide messenger RNA. The record is from RefSeq and is a predicted model, not a curated record. Lineage: Eukaryota; Metazoa; Chordata; Actinopteri; Syngnathiformes; Syngnathidae.